Orbilia oligospora ATCC 24927 is the source of this 2010-nucleotide messenger RNA. RefSeq lists its product as uncharacterized. Gene Ontology annotation, biological process: regulation of transcription by RNA polymerase II. Lineage: Eukaryota; Fungi; Ascomycota; Orbiliomycetes; Orbiliales; Orbiliaceae. The record is from RefSeq and is a predicted model, not a curated record. The transcript is spliced from 2 exons. Gene Ontology annotation, cellular component: nucleus. The coding region runs from base 1 to 2010 and encodes 669 amino acids.
AUGACUUAUAGCCAACCUUCGUCUUACUCAAAUUACGACCAUUACCAUCCUUCAGCUUCUCCCACCAGUUUACUCAAGUCCAAGCCAGCGGCAUCUCAGAGCUUUUAUAGGUCUCCUUCGAACGCCACUUCGCAGGCAAAUCCCAGAACUCUUCCUCCUUAUAUCUCCCUACAAAGAGCUUCGGAACCUGCCUCACCUGCUACAAUCGCCACAACAAUUUCCUCUCAUUCUACUCCUUCGCCGUCGCCUUCACGGCCGACGAAUAUGCCAACUACUGCCUCAAAUACAGACUUCACCCUGUUUGAUGAUGCGAUGAUGGCCGUCGCCCAAGAUGUCAAUGCUGCCAACUCUGCCAAAGGACGGUCCGCUCUCGGUGUAGUGUCUGCUUCUUCAUCUAUGCCCGAAAACCCAGCUACCCUUACCACUUACGCCCCAAGUGCGUUCCCGAUAAUAGUUUCCCACGAUGUUCCGUACUCAAACUACCCACAGUCUGCAAUGUAUGGAAGUUAUUCGGGUAACUACUCGGCUCCUGAUACUACAUCUAGCUUUUACACUCUCGGCCAGGAUCAACCUGUUUCUUCACCACAGCAAAGACAACCUCAAACAAAUACUAGAUAUCUUCGUCCGGUAUCCUAUUCCAACAACCAGAACUCGGCUCCUAGGCAGAGAUCUACAUCUUCUCAACUAAACAACGAAGUCGAACCUGUUGAAAAUGUCCCAGCGCUUUCUCCAACUAAGCGUCAGGCAAACUCCGGAUAUCCUUCCGGAGCUUCCACUUGUGAGGACCAGAACCUAUCCAUAAAUACAUGGCUUGAAAAAUACUUACAACCGGGCUCAGAUUUGAAUUCCGCUAUGCCCAAGCUAGGCCGGACAUUUUCGGAUGCCAUCCAAGACGAGCUGUACAAUCCGGAACAAACCCGUGAUACCUACAAUACCUCUCAAGGAACUAUGGCAUCACCUCAGAAGAAGUCUCUUGACUCCAAGCAUUCUUUCCCACACAUGUUCCAUGAGGCGCAGCAGCAACACCAGCAAGUCUUUUCUCAGAAUGGUUCACCUCAGCAGUUGGGCAGUCGGGACCGCUCUCCGUUUCGCCACAACUCGCCAUUCCACCCAACGAAUCACUCUAGCAUGCCACAUGCCAUCGACCAAAAUCAGCUGGCUAUGGCUCUGGCUAUUGGAGAGCAAAUGAGAAAAGAAGCCCAGCAAACUGUCGCACCAAAGACGAUUUCUCCGAGGGAAUCCCUUCUAGAAUAUCAAGAGCCAGAGAGCCAACACACUCAGAUGGGCCUCUUCACACAAAUCCAGGAUACCGGCAUAAUAGGUCCUCAGGAUGACUCAAUGAGCAACGGUGGUAGCUUACACGCAUCGUCACAUGACGGGUCGGAUUUAGAGGACUUCCAGAGCAUGGCCACAAGCCGUCGGGCUAGCAUGGCAAAUUCGACAGUUUCGUCGCAUUUGGAUGUGCCUAGGUUCGGUUACAUGCAGCAGCCUGCUUUUGAAGCCAUUACUGCCAACCCAUAUUACUAUACAGAUGCAAACUCCCUUGGGGCUUCGUCAUUGCCACUCAGCGACGCAGCGAGUGCUUACCUCAAGGAAGAGAUGCAAAGAAAUCCUAUCACACGCCCACUGGAUACAUCGGCUAACACCGGUACUUACACUUGUACAUUUUCUGGCUGUGGUCAGAGAUUCACAACCUCCACAAAGUUGCAAAAGCAUAGACGGGAGGCGCAUAGAAAAUCAAUUCCUUCAGGAAACAGCGUUUCUAGCGCAGCCGCUAUUGCCUGCAGGAAUGCACAACCCGGCCCUCAUCGCUGCAUGAGAGUCAACCCAUCAACUGGGAAGCCUUGCAACACGGUAUUCUCCAGGCCUUACGACCUUACAAGGCACGAAGAUACGAUUCAUAAUACAGCCAAGGCGAAAGUGAGGUGCGAAAUUUGUGAUGACGACAAAUUUUUCUCUCGCAGUGAUGCCUUGGUGCGUCACAGAAGGGUGAAGCAUGGUAUCCACUAA